Molecule: messenger RNA, 1599 nt
Organism: Diospyros lotus (date-plum)
Lineage: Eukaryota; Viridiplantae; Streptophyta; Magnoliopsida; Ericales; Ebenaceae
Product: actin-related protein 2/3 complex subunit 1A
Exons: 16
Coding region: 173-1309 (378 amino acids)
Biological process (GO): Arp2/3 complex-mediated actin nucleation
Cellular component (GO): actin cytoskeleton; Arp2/3 protein complex
Molecular function (GO): actin filament binding
Source: RefSeq, a predicted model, not a curated record
AAUUGUAUAUUGGAAAUAGAAAAAGAAAACGAAAGAUAGCGAGUGGGGUUGGGUCAAAUUUCUUCUUCUCGUGUUUGGUAAAAAACUCUCUUCUCUUGCACGUAAUUCCUUACUCGAUUCACCCUCCACCUCCAGCCUCCACUCUCUCCGUUCGGAUCUGCUGACAGGUAAAAUGGCUGCAAUUGCUGUUCACCAGUUGGCUCCGUGCAUCACUUGCCAUGCUUGGAGUCCCGACUUCUCCAUGAUUGCAUUUUGCCCAAACAAUAAUGAAGUUCACAUUUAUAAAUUUGUUGAAGAGAGGUGGGAGAAGAAACAUGUUCUUCAAAAACAUGACCAAAUUGUUUCUGGUAUAGAUUGGAGUGCAAGGUCAAACAGAUUAGUAACUGUAUCUCAUGAUCGGAAUUCAUAUGUUUGGAACCAAGAAGGAGAGGAAUGGGUGCCAACCUUAGUUAUUCUAAGGCUUAAUCGAGCAGCACUUUGUGUUCAGUGGAGUCCAAGAGAAAACAAGUUUUCUGUUGGAAGUGGUGCUAAAACUGUUUGCAUUUGCUACUACGAACAAGACAAUAACUGGUGGGUCAGUAAACUUAUCAGGAAAAGGCACGAAUCUUCUGUGACGUGUGUUGCUUGGCAUCCUAAUAAUAUUCUACUUGCUACAACAUCUACAGAUGGUAAGUGUAGAGUAUUUUCCACCUUCAUAAAAGGUGUUGACCCUAGAGAUCCAGGAGCAGGCUCCGCAUCAGAUUCGAAAUUUGGAGAGCAAAUCAUUCAGCUUGAUCUCUCAUUUUGUUGGGCAUUUGGUGUUAAAUGGUCCCCUAGUGGCAAUACCCUAGCUUAUGUAGGUCAUAAUUCAACAAUCUACUUCGUUGAUGAAGUUGGUCCUGCUCCUUCAGCUCAAACUGUGGCAUUUCGUAAUUUGCCUCUUCGUGAUGUCCUAUUUGUUUCUGAGAGAAUGGUCAUUGGUGUGGGCUUUGAUUGCAGUCCAAUGGUCUUUGCAGCAGAUGAAAGUGGAUUAUGGAGCUUCCAUAGGUUCCUUGGUGAAAGGAAAGCAUCACCUUCAGGUGCAAAAUAUGGUUCACAGUUCUCUGAAGCAUUUGGGAAAUUUUAUGGCCAAUCAAAACAUGGAAUCAACAAUGAUAUGGUUGGGCAAUCAAGACCACGUGGAAGUGUUCACGAGAACUGUAUCAACUGUAUCUUGCCUGUUAAGAGAAAUGGGAAGUCUACGAUCACGAGCUUCAGCACUUCAGGUCUAGAUGGAAAAGUUGUUGUAUGGGAUCUGGAGAACCAAGACGAUUUAUCCGAGUAUCUGUAAGGAGCAUCUACCAAGCUCAUCAAGGUUUGGGAACAUGUCAUCUGGAAGCGUUGCUGCGCUAUCGACCUGCCAGUCCCCAAAGUGUAUUCCUUGGUGCACGUAUGUCUGUUUGCUGAUGGUUUUGUAGCCUAUUAAUGAUGAUGCCACGAAUUCCAAAGCUUUUGUCCGGCUGUAUAUUUCACUACUAAACUGAUGGAGUAGAAUGUGUUACUUGCUUUAACUUGUUGUACCUCUUGAAAGAAAUUGCCAUUCGGCCUCUCCAAUACAAUGCCAUUUAGCUUUGCUAUCUA